CUAUCCAUCAUGAUGUACCCAAAGUUUUCACUCGCGCUCACGGCCCUCUUCCUGCACGAAGCAUGGGCGUUCUCGCUGCAGUACCCCUUGUGCCUGGCGGAGCCCGUCCUGGCGCUUGACGCUGGAAGAUCCACCCUCUCUGCCGUCGUCCAUUUCCCAACGGAGACACGCUGUGAGGCCACCCUGUACUUCUCAGACACCUCGUUUCUCCCGAUCCGGUAUACCUUCAAGCCACUGUCCUGUGAUGGAGGGCAGGUCCUGAACUUUAAAGUACCGGAGGGAAGCCCAAACGGGGACGUCGACGUGAUAUGGCAAUGCGCUGGCUUGGCCCCAAGCUGCAACCACGGCGUGAUCUCCGGGGGCCGUGCCGACUCUUCCAUCCCUUCAGAAGCAGAUGGCCAGGUUGGCUGCCUGGUGGAGACCUUUGAGACAAAGACGACUUUGGCCACUGUAACCAGAUCGUCGAGGACUUUUGUAGAAACGGUGCCCACUGUCCUCGUUACUUCGAGCACGAGCUUCCUGUCCGCACCGACCGAGACCAAGACUCAGAGUUCAGGGCCUCCGGAUACAGAUAGCACCGAGCCAGCAAAGAGUACGGGCCCGAGCACCUCCGAUGGGUCCUCCGCCGCCUCUGGGUCCUCCACCGCCUCAUCGGCUGUAGAGACCCUCGAGGUGCCCAGGGAAGAAGCCAAGACUACGUCUACGGAACGGCAAACCACUGGAGAUGGUGUGUUUGAGAGCACUGCUUCGAAGAUGUCUACUACUCUCGUACCUGCUCUCACGGCCUCGAUCGUCUCCACUCUCACGGUCUAUCAUACCGUAACGGCCAAGUGUACGGCGUCGUAA
Molecule: messenger RNA, 846 nt
Organism: Fusarium keratoplasticum
Lineage: Eukaryota; Fungi; Ascomycota; Sordariomycetes; Hypocreales; Nectriaceae
Exons: 3
Coding region: 10-846 (278 amino acids)
Source: RefSeq, a predicted model, not a curated record